Xiphias gladius (swordfish) is the source of this 1310-nucleotide messenger RNA. RefSeq names its product Mix paired-like homeobox (gene mixl1). NCBI's taxonomy places the organism in Eukaryota, Metazoa, Chordata, Actinopteri, Istiophoriformes, Xiphiidae. Gene Ontology annotation, biological process: hematopoietic progenitor cell differentiation; regulation of transcription by RNA polymerase II; endoderm development. The transcript has 4 exons. The coding region runs from base 146 to 1168 and encodes 340 amino acids. The record is from RefSeq and is a predicted model, not a curated record. Gene Ontology annotation, molecular function: RNA polymerase II cis-regulatory region sequence-specific DNA binding; DNA-binding transcription activator activity, RNA polymerase II-specific.
GGCCGCAGCAGUGCCAGCCGGGGCCGAUGGCUUCCCCAUUCACACGUCCAGUCAGCAGCACCUUUGAUCACGGAGGGGAUUUAACCCCAGCGAGGGCCCAGGUCUCCAGCUCGGUCAGUCACCUGGAGAUAAGACGUGGGAGAUCAUGUCUGCGGUUCACGGGAAUAUGCGCGUCGGGGAUCUGAAUCAUUUCCAGAUGUAUCACGAAGGGCCUCUGCAGAUGAACAGCAUGGUGAACUCAGAUUAUGGAGCCUCAGAUGUGACAAACUACUUCAACUCUUCAAACCCCGCACCGAGGGCGGAUAAAUGCGUGGCCAUACUGACGCACAGGAGAAAGAGGACCAACUUCACCCAGCAGCAAAUCGAGGUGCUGGAGAAGGUUUACUCAGACACCAAAUACCCCGACAUCUACCUACGAGAGAGAUUAGAGGCCCUGACGGGGCUACCGGAGUCCAGAAUUCAGGUGUGGUUUCAGAACAGAAGGGCCAAGUCUCGUCGCCAGGUGGGCUCAUCGGUGCCCAUGAAGGUCGCCAAUCCACCAGCGGCUGGGCCCUUCAGCCAACUCCAGAGCAGGAUGGGCCCCGAGAAAGUGUACGACAACAAUCACGGUGCAGAGGCACACAGGAUUGGCGGUUUCGGAUUGGAGGACAGUUUCAGGCCUACAAUGCACCAAAACGCUGAGGACCCACACCGAACCAGUCUACCCCCCAAACACAGCAGCUACGAACACACAUCCGUCUCCUGCAUCUACGAGAAGGAGGGAACCAGAGUGAAGCCCGAGCAGAUGCAGCGACAUGAGCUGAGUGUUAACGUGCCGUGCUGUAACGUCCAUCUGUAUCCCAAGGAGAACGAGCAUCACCCCAAGAUCGAAGCCGACAUGACAGGGAACCAGGGUCCAAAAGUCCUGGUGGAAUAUGACAAUUUCCCACCCAACAAAACCAUUGGACCAGAGAUGAAGGUUGUGAUCCCUCCCAUCCCGACGCAGAAUAACUUCAACAGGUCGUCACCAAAGGAUAAUGGAUGCCCAAUCCGGUAUUCACAAGUUAGGGCCGCAGGGGACAGGUUCAGCCACUUUUCCCCAAUCCACGCCACUGAGGCACAGGACUUCACCGAUUCAGACUCGGACUGGGAAAACGAGGCGAUGGCUGGCUUUGGUGGCUUUAUGUGAUCUAUUCUAAGAGCUUACAUUAAGAAACCUACUUGUAUCAUAAGAGGCAGUAUACAGUUGUGUGUUUGCAUAAAAGGAAAAGUUGUAUUUAUUGGAAAAUAGUAAUAAAACUGUUGAUUGUAAAAAAACGAAAGCAAAAACA